Molecule: messenger RNA, 1714 nt
Organism: Ictalurus punctatus (channel catfish)
Lineage: Eukaryota; Metazoa; Chordata; Actinopteri; Siluriformes; Ictaluridae
Gene: samd14
Product: sterile alpha motif domain containing 14
Exons: 10
Coding region: 244-1629 (461 amino acids)
Source: RefSeq, a predicted model, not a curated record
UUCAUCACAGCCUUUGGGUGUGAACAGAGCUGUUGUCCUGAACCCUGAUGCUCCUCUUGUCUCGCAGAGUGUGUGUUUGUACGUGUGUGUGUGUGUGUGUGUGAUUGUAAAUGAAUGAAUCAGUUUGAGAUCUAAUCAGCAAGUCAGGCAUAUGAGCAACUCUGUGGGACAGCGCUUCUAACCAGAGCGCAGCAAACGGGAACUACAUGGGAGCUCUUAACUACUACAUCUCUCUAAAGAUAGAUGGCCAUGUCCUCCACCCCGCUGGCCGAGACGGAAGAAGAUGUAUUUGAUUUGACAGACGCGGUGCCUGAGACCGAGCGACUGGACAGCAGCUUACAGAAAGCUAAAGCUCAGCUGUCUAUCAAAACCAGGAGGCACCGCCCCUCCAGGUCCCGUCUCCGGGACAGUCUGAGCUCCACAGAGGGAGAAGACAGCCUUGAUGGAAAGAGCUACAGUGGCCUGUUGUCUGGCUCCUGCUCGCCUCUCCACGUGUCCUUACGCUGCCCCUCCCCCUUCGCUGACCUCCAACCUUCCUCAUCUCCCGCAAGGAAGGAGAGAUCCUUCACCUUUGACACAGCUGAGAGCGAAAAGAAAGAACAAAGAAGAAGGAGUGCAUGCUUGCUGAAUCCGUCCUCUCCAACACACCUGCUCAAGGGGGAUCAUCUCCAGCAGCGCCGGGAGGACAGUUCCCAACUGUGCCAGGGGGAUCAUCUGAAGCGUUACCACAAAGAGAACUCCCACCCACACCACAGGGGCCAUUCCCAACUGCACCAGGAGGACCACAUUGACCCCCACCAGGCUGCCCAUCUCCCACUGGACCCAGAGGACCACACCCACCCGCGACAGGCUGACCAUAUCCAACAGCACCGAGAGGACCACCCCGACCUGCGCCGGAGGGACCAUCUCCAGGAGGACCGCACACAUCCGCACAAGAGGGACCAACUUCAGGAGGACCACACCCACCUGCACAAGACGGACCAACCCCACAUGCGUGAGAAGGACCAAGUCCAGCUACAUGAGGAGAAUCAUUCUCCCCUGUGCCAGAGGGAGUACUCUCAGAGUGAAGAUGACGGUCGUGAUAUUGCGUCAGACGAGCCGAGCAGCCCGACAGUCCUGCUGGACAAGAAGACCAGGAGGCGUUUCCUGGAUCUUGGGGUCACUUUGCGGCGCACGUACGGGAAGGUCAGGAGGGAGCGAGCCAACAGACACGCCGCGGAAAACCGGGAGCCUGACGGAGCAGGAAGCCGUUCCACGCGUUCAUCUGGUCCACCGUUCGUGCCUUUCUCCUGGUUGAGUGAGAGAAUAAGGGGCUCCGGUUCUCCGAAGAACUCCAGCCAAUCCCCAGCCAAGUCGGAGGACGAGGAGUUGAAAAACGACGGCAGGUCCAGCAGGACCGAAUCGUCGCAGCCGUAUCAGAGUCUUUCCGAUCACUCGGACGAGGGACGUGAUGAGCGCGCAGAAGCCCGCGUCGUGAAAAAGAAGACCAUCCUGCCGUUCUCAUCGGGCGGAAGAGACAGGACAGAAAAACAGAACGGCGUCCAAAGGGACAAGAGGGACGACGGACACGGCGGAGAAGGCCAGAAAUUACUGAGCUCUCAAUCACACUGCAAGCAUUUUGAUUUAUGAAUAAACUCGUCCUAUAUGUUUUAUUUUUCUUCUUGUUGUUUUUUCAGCUGUAAAUACUGUAGGCACUGAUAUUAUUGUAACGUAU